AUGCGAGACUACCUUGGCCCAAACCCAAUGUACAACGACGAGCUCUUCCGUCGCCGUUUUCGAGUACCAAAGACGCUGUUCAAUCGCAUCUGUUGCGAAGUAGCGACGACCGACCCUUGGUUCCUCCAGCAACGAGAUGCUGCGGGCAAACGUGGCGCUACCAAGGAGCAGAAAACUACAGCUGCGCUACGAAUGCUCGCGUAUGGCAUCGCCGCAGACGCAACCAACGAAUACUGCCGGUUAGCGGAAUCAACAGCCAUGGCCUGCAUGAAACGCUUUGCUAUGGCGAUUGUGACAACGUACGAGUCCGAGUACCUUCGCACGCCAAAUGACGAUGAUAUGUCAAGUAUUUUGGCCACGAAUGCCGCACGCGGAUUGCCAGGCAUGCUGUGCUCACUGGAUUGCAUGCAUUGGUUCUGGGAGAAGUGCCCCCGCGCAUGGGCGGGUCAAAUUACUGGAAAGGAUGGCAAGCCAUCACUUGUGUUGGAGGCGGUUGCCACUCAGGACCUUUGGAUUUGGCAUUGCUUCUUCGGUUGUGUUGGAAGCUGCAACGACAUUAACAUCCUUGCUCGGUCUCCUAUCUUCCAAGAUCUGUACAACGGUAAGGCAAUGUGCUCUGCUUACGAAAUCAACGGGACUAGCCGGACGACCCCGUACUACUUGGUGGAUGGGAUUUACCCUGACUGGACUGUGUUUGUCAAGACGCUCUCGUCCCCCGACACAGCGAAGAAGCAGUACUUUACGCGUGUCCAAGAAGCCUGUCGUAAAGACGUCGAAAGAGCAUUUGGCGUCUUGCAAGGUCGGUGGCACAUUCUGGCCAAGCCGUGCAAGCUUUAG
Molecule: messenger RNA, 837 nt
Organism: Aphanomyces astaci
Lineage: Eukaryota; Oomycota; Saprolegniomycetes; Saprolegniales; Verrucalvaceae
Exons: 1
Coding region: 1-837 (278 amino acids)
Source: RefSeq, a predicted model, not a curated record